AUGGAUGAAGAUUCUCUUUUAAAGGUUUCUGGAAAACCAGAAGCAACUCAAAUCUGUGACCUGUCUGAGAAUUCAGAUAAAUCAAGUGCAGAAAGUGAUUCAGAGACUGAACCUGAGCAGGCCUCAGUGUAUCACAAACUGCUGGCUACAUUGAAGACCUCUCCUGAGUCUGAGAGUGAAGAUGAUGAUGAUGAUGAUGAAAGUGAAUCAGAAGAAGCUGGGGAAAGUGGAACAGAAAUGGAUAGUGAAGAGCACCAGGAAAAUGGAGAAGCAGAAGUUGGUGAAGAAGAUGAAAAUGAUAUGCCAGACAAAAAAGAAAUCACAGCUACAGCAGAGCAGACACUUGGUGAGGAGCAGUGUGAUGGUGAAGACGUGUCUUGUGACCCCAGUCAUGCAGUAACUGAGGAGUUUACUGAUGUGAAACAUGAAUCUGAAUUCAGCUUGGAAACCAAUUUCAUGGAAGAGGAGAGUGGAGAUUGUGAUGUAGAUGAGAAAAGGAGCAGUACCUUGCAAGCCUCUUCAGAAGAUCCAUUUAAGCAACACAUGGACAAAGAAAUGGAAGAAAAAGAAGUAGAAAAAAUGUCUACGCUUUCUAAGUCUUCAAGUCAAAUAAAGUGGCCAAGGCUGGGUCAGUUAACUUUCUCAUCCACUUUGGAGAAACAGGAAACCUUAAAACCGGACAAAGAAGUUGAUGUGAAGCAGCUUCAUCUUCACAAGCCUUUAGAAGUCACUUGGCCGAAAGUGAACAAACAGUUGCUCUCCUCACUGAACAAAUCAUGCGAUUCCUGUUUUACUCCACUACAAAGAGAGCUCUUCUGUAUCAUGAAUACCUACAGGGACUUGUUCUAUCCAGAAACAACUGCUUUAACAAAUGGAGAAGAAAUACGCCUUGCUUAUUGCCUGCAUGCACUGAACCAUGUCCUGAAGGCAAAUGCCCAGGUGCUUAGCAAUAAUGCUAAACGAAGGGACCGAAAGCCAGGGGUUGAUACUGAUGAAUACAGAGAUCAAGGGCUCACUAGACCUAAGGUACUGAUGGUGGUGCCCUUUCGGGAAUGCGCGUUGCGAAUUGUGCACAACCUCAUCAGCCUUCUGGAAGUGAAGAGUGACAAAAAAAUAGAUGUGAGCAAUAAAAAGCGCUUCAAAGGGGAGUUCGGCUCUGACCCAGAAGAGAAGCCCCCCAACCUGAAAAGACCUGAAGAUUAUGAAGCUGUCUUUGCUGGCAACAUCGAUGACCACUUCAGAAUCGGGGUUGCGAUUCUCCAAAAGAGCAUGAGGUUGUACGCGCCAUUUUACUCCUCAGACAUCAUCAUUGCCUCUCCCCUGGGUAUGAGGACUGUUAUUGGGGCAGAGGGCGAGAAGAAAAGAGAUUUUGAUUUUCUGUCAUCAAUAGAAAUUCUCAUAAUUGACCAAGCAGAUAUUUACCUGAUGCAGAAUUGGGAACAUGUUCUGCAUCUGAUGAAGCACAUGAACCUCCUGCCCCUGGAUUCCCAUGGGGUGGACUUCUCCCGAGUGCGCAUGCUCAAUCUCAAUAACUGGUCCAAGUACUACCGUCAGACACUGCUCUUCAGCGCUCUUCAAAAUCCCCAGAUUAACUCCAUCUUCAACAAGCACUGCUUCAAUUACACGGGACAGGUAGCCGUCCGGAACAUCCCGCAGAUCGGCUCCAUUAGCCACGUUGUGGUACAGCUUCCUCAUGUGUUCCGGAGGCUGGAAGCUGAGAGCUUAACCUCAGUGAUAGAUGCAAGGUUCCAGUUCUUCAUUGACAAAGUUUUGCCCGAGUACCGCGAUGCCAUCAUGUCGCACACGCUCGUAUACGUUCCGUCGUAUUUUGACUAUGUGCGUCUUCGAAAUUACUUCAAGAAAGAGGAGCUGAAUUUUGUCCACAUUUGUGAAUACACUAAAAAGGCUGGUAUCUGCAGAGCAAGACGUUUCUUCCUCAAGGGAGAAAAGCAGUUUUUACUGCUCACUGAGCGCUUCCACUUUUACAAAAGGUACACAAUAAAAGGCAUCAAGAACCUCAUUUUCUACGAGUUACCAACCUAUCCCCACUUCUACAGUGAGAUUUGUAAUAUGAUGAAAGCCACAGACAGUGGAGUGGAUGCCACUUGGACCUGUACUGUCCUCUAUUCCAAGUACGAUGCCCAGAAAUUGGCUGCUGUUGUUGGCAUAGAUCGCACAGCUCAAAUGCUGCAGUCCAAAAAAAAUGUGCACCUCUUUAUUACAGGAGAAAAUGAAUAAACAAUGUUGAAAU
Molecule: messenger RNA, 2251 nt
Organism: Tinamus guttatus (white-throated tinamou)
Lineage: Eukaryota; Metazoa; Chordata; Aves; Tinamiformes; Tinamidae
Source: RefSeq, a predicted model, not a curated record